Molecule: messenger RNA, 2021 nt
Organism: Oncorhynchus gorbuscha (pink salmon)
Lineage: Eukaryota; Metazoa; Chordata; Actinopteri; Salmoniformes; Salmonidae
Gene: apex1
Product: APEX nuclease (multifunctional DNA repair enzyme) 1
Exons: 5
Coding region: 220-1158 (312 amino acids)
Biological process (GO): base-excision repair
Cellular component (GO): nucleus
Molecular function (GO): DNA-(apurinic or apyrimidinic site) endonuclease activity; double-stranded DNA 3'-5' DNA exonuclease activity; phosphoric diester hydrolase activity
Source: RefSeq, a predicted model, not a curated record
UCAGAGGAAAAUCACAUCAGGCAUAAUGUUGGGCAGCCUACACCACAUACGCGUGUGUGACCAUGUUCCUCAAACCCCACUGCUUUGUUUUGGAGGAGUGACUGCGACUGUGACACGGUUGAAUCCUUUGUUGUGAAAACGCAAACGGCGACGCGUGUGUACUCGUGUGUGCGUGUUGUGUGUCUUCGGGGCGUGUGUGGGAUAAGAACGAGUGAAAGUAUGUCGAAAAGAGCGAAGAAAAAUGAGCAGGAGGCUGGAGAUGGUGACCAUGACAACGGCACAGCCCCCGCUGCCAAGAAAGGAAAGAAGGUCAAGGAACCAGAGGCCCCCAUUCUGUACAGUGACCCUCCUGAUAAGAUGAACAGCAAAGAUGGCCGUGCUGCUAACAUGAAGAUCACCUCCUGGAAUGUGGAUGGGCUCAGAGCUUGGGUCAAGAAGAAGGGCCUUGAUUGGGUGCGUGACGAGGCCCCAGAUGUGCUGUGCCUGCAGGAGACGAAGUGCGCUGAGAAGUCCCUUCCUGAUGAAAUCACCUCCAUGCCCGAGUUCCCCCACAAGUACUGGGCUGGCUCCGAUGAGAAGGAGGGCUAUAGCGGGGUAGCUAUGCUGUGCAAGACUGAGCCCCUCAAAGUUACCUAUGGCAUAGGUAAAGAGGAGCAUGAUAAGGAGGGCCGUGUUAUCACUGCUGAGUUCCCCACCUUCUUCCUGGUCACCGCCUACGUGCCCAACUCUGGCCGAGGCCUGGUGCGCCUGGACUAUCGCAAGACCUGGGAUGUGGAGUUCAAGGCCUACCUGAGCGACCUGGACAAGCGCAAGCCCCUGGUGCUGUGUGGCGAUCUGAACGUGGCCCACGAGGAGAUCGACCUGAAGAACUCCAAAGGCAAUAAAAAAAACGCAGGCUUCACAGCAGAGGAGCGUGAGGGCUUCAAUCAGCUGCUGGCUGCAGGCUUCACCGACAGCUUCCGCGAGCUGUACCCCGAGCAGGCCAACGCGUACACCUUCUGGACCUACAUGAUGAACUCUCGCUCUAAGAACGUAGGCUGGCGUCUGGACUACUUUGUGCUGUCCUCUGCUCUACUGCCAGGCCUUUGUGAUAGUAAGAUCCGCAACCAAGCUAUGGGCAGUGACCACUGCCCCAUCACUCUACACAUGGUUGUGUAGAUCAGUCUGGCCAAAGUGCUGGAUCAAUUGUUUCCCAGUUCAAUAGUUUUGGCAGUGUGGCCAUGCAUUGUUUUCUCAUGUUAAAUGUGACCUAGGUGGCGGACCUCAGAUGAAGUCAUGGCAUUCCCAACUACUGAAACUAAUCUGUAUGCCGGUGUGCACACUCAACAUGAGUGAAACAUCAGAACCUGGAAACACGUUUCUACUGAAACUGGGAUUCUCAAAUGAGUUUACUUGAACCUCAAAUCUUAAAUUGUAUAAACUACCGUAGUCACAAUUGUCCUGUCACCCAUUUGAAGUGACUAUUCAACACUGUGCUUUACUUUCCCACCCACACAAUGCACACCUAGGUGACAUCUGGUAACAAACUGCAUAAUCCCUGCAAGACCUCUGAGGCACUGUGUUCUUUAAACAUGUGAAACUGAUGUUGGUGCUAAAUAACUGCUAGUCUGUCAUUGAAACAUUGCUCCUUUGAAGGGAAUGAGUCCUAUUUUGUUAAUUAAUGUUAUAUAUAAUGGUAAUGAAGUCAUUACCAUUGAGUGAAUAUUGAUAAAUUAAAUCAUGGUUUAAUUAACAGAUUUUUAACAGAUUUAUUAGCAUGCAAACAUUCAGACCCAGAUUGAUGGCCAGUAUUAAGAUUGUCAAAUGGUUCAACCUCUGCAGAGCUGAUAUGAGACCAAUGUCAGUGGUAUCUCACCCCUUUACUGCCAAUGUCAGUGGUAUCUCACCCCGUACUGCCAAUGUCCGGAGCAAAGUUUCUAAGACAUGCCUGUUUUGUAAAAAAAAAAAAAUCCCAAACCAUAGCUUGAGUUUAUAGAUGGUAAAUGUACCCAUGCAUCUAAUAAAGUUUAGUUUUAAGUAUG